Molecule: messenger RNA, 1649 nt
Organism: Nicotiana tabacum (common tobacco)
Lineage: Eukaryota; Viridiplantae; Streptophyta; Magnoliopsida; Solanales; Solanaceae
Product: DEAD-box ATP-dependent RNA helicase 58, chloroplastic
Molecular function (GO): RNA helicase activity; RNA binding; ATP binding
Source: RefSeq, a predicted model, not a curated record
UAUCAUGUAUCCUUGCUUUCCCGAGCAGACGGUCUCCUCGAAACGGCCUCUACGCCCCUCGGGCCCGUUGUUGUUGUUGUUUCAUCAUCUUCAUCAAAUUUACUUCUGCGUUCUUCUCGAGCGUCCAGUUCCUACUUCCCAUGGCGUGUUUCUCUGCAACUCAGCUGCAUACUCUUUUAUGGACUUCAUCGUUGAACCGUACCUCCCACCAUUUCAAACCUAACUAUACCUAUCGGACUCCGAAAUUUCUCUUCCGUCAAAAGCCAUUGAUAGCUUCCUUCAGCACCUCCGACAUCGAAGCUAGAACUGAAACGAAGGAUUCAUCAACGGCAACGCCCCGGGAACUCUGUCAUGGUCACGUGCCCGAGCACGUGAUUCGCCGGGUGGAAGAGGUUGGAUAUGUGAUACCUACAGAAGUGCAGCUACUGGCAUUGCCUUUCCUCUAUUCGGGACGUGAUUGUGUGCUUCAUGCUCAGACAGGUUCUGGAAAAACUUUGGCAUACCUGCUACAAAUGCUGUCAGUCAUUGACAGUCAAAGGUCAGCAGUACAAGCAUUGAUUGUGGUGCCUACUAGGGAGCUUGGCAUGCAAGUUACGAAGGUUGCUCGGACACUCGCUGCAAAGCCUUCAGAACUUAAAUCAGGACCGAAAUCAUGCACUGUUAUGGCUCUUCUAGAUGGGGGGAUGUUAAACAGACACAAGAGUUGGUUAAAGGCUGAGCCACCCACUAUUGUGGUUGCAACUAUGGGGAGUUUGUGUCAAAUGCUUGAGAAACAUAUUUUAAAGCUAGAUUCCUGCCAAGUACUUGUUGUCGAUGAGGUUGAUUUCAUGUUCAACUCUUCAAAAGAGAUCAGCUCUCUUAAAAGGCUAUUGACGUCCUACUCAUCCAGCAAGAACCGUCAAACUAUAUUUGCUAGUGCUUCAAUUCCCCAGCACAGGAGAUUCUUGUAUGACUGUGUACAGCAAAAAUGGACCAAAGCUGACGUAGUUCAUGUCCAUGUGAAUUCAGUAGAGCCGAUGCCCUCGUGCCUCCAUCAUAGAUUUGUGGUAUGCACCAAAAGGGAAAAGAAUCAAGUGUUGCUCUCCUUACUGCAGGUGGAUUCACCUGAAUCUGCCAUAAUUUUUGUCAGCGAGCAAUCUGAGAAGUCAAAAAAGGCAGGAAAUGCACCACCGAUAACUCUUUUGGUAGAUUUUUUAAUGUCAUCUUCUGGAGGCUUUUCCAAUGUCUCUCUUCUAGAGGAAGAUAUGAAUUUCAAUAAACGAGCGGCAUCCUUAUCUGAGCUUCGAGGAGGAGGAGGUUAUCUAUUGGUGGCAACAGAUAUAGCAGCUAGAGGAGUUGAUCUACCAGAGACAACACAUAUAUACAAUUUUGAUAUCCCAAAAGAUGCGGUAAAUUACCUUCAUCGAGCUGGCAGGACUGGUAGGAAACCAUUUUCAGAUAAAAAAUGUUUUGUUACCAGCAUUAUAACAGUGGAAGAGCGGUUUGUGUUACAGAGAUUCGAGAACGAAUUAAUGUUUUGUUGUGAACAGCUAUUCGUUUAACUGUAUUGUGAGUUCUUCUCCAUAAUCUUAGCCUCAAAAAUCACAUUUGACUCUGUCUUGCUUAUUUAAAAAUGAAGGACAAGAUAAAUUAACAGCUGAUACCAUCAA